GAGUGGCCAGCGGGGUGGCCCGCGUGACGCCUGCCGCAAACGUCUGUGGACAGCGAGCUGGUCGGGUACACAGUGUGCGACGACGAUAUCUCGCACGCCAUCCUCCUUCCGUCCCGAUGCUACCUUAUCUUUCUUUACUUGUACAUACAAGACACUCACUUGUUCACCGGAGUCUUCUUGUGCUGCCAGCUCGGAUGAACUGAUUCUGUAUUUCUGUCUUGUUUUCCUUCCACGAUUCCUCAUCACCCCCAAUGCAGAAGCUGGCCGGGAAGCCUGCGCAACUGCUCGGCAUGAUCCCUCGUCGGGCUUCGCGCUGGCUUGUUCGGCUUGCCGUGCUCGCAGUGAUUGUGCCGCUAAUUCUCCAGUGGCUGGUCGCCUAUGUCGUCGGGAGCGAUGCCCGAAUUCUUCCACCCGAGCUUCUUCUCGCCAGAAACCUCCUGCUCGUGACAGCCCACCCCGACGACGAGUGCCUAUUCUUCUCUCCUAGCAUUCUCGGAGUUCUUGAUCGGAACAAGCGGGUGACUGGUGGAUUGCUGGUCAUGUCCACAGGCAACAACUACGGCAAAGGAGACACCAGGAAAACUGAGCUCGCCGGCUCGUGUGAAGCACUCGGCAUCUCGGCGGAUCGCUGCGUUGCCCUUGACCAUCCUGACCUCCAAGAUAACCCCAGAGAGUGGUGGAACACUGAGCUCAUCGAAGGGUUUGUGCAUGAGCACGUGAGGAAAUGGGACAUUGAUGCUAUCAUCACAUUCGACGAAGGUGGAGUGAGCGGACACAUAAACCACAGAGCGGUCAGCGCCGCCGUCAGUCACUACACUGCGACGAAUCCCCAGUCGCCCAUCGCGUACACGCUGACGACCACCUCUUUACUCCGAAAAUACACCAUCCUGGGCGACCUCCCCUACACAGUGCUGCCCUUUUUGUGGCGCAUUAUCGAGGCGCUAUCCUACCCCGCCAUCACAGCUGAAGUCCGUGAAGGCGGCACGGCCUUGGUUGCGAAUACUUGGCACCGAUAUCUCUUGACCCGUCGUGCUUUUGCCCAGCACGACAGCCAGUACAGCUGGGAUCGGCAUUUGUACAUGAUUCUGAGCCGAUAUGUCUGGUUCAAUGAUCUGAAGAGGCUUCCCCACACGGCUGCUGACGAAGCAUUCAGGACAGCCGUCAAGACCUAG
This is a messenger RNA of Podospora pseudopauciseta, 1172 nucleotides long. RefSeq lists its product as uncharacterized. Gene Ontology annotation, biological process: GPI anchor biosynthetic process. The coding region runs from base 252 to 1172 and encodes 306 amino acids. Lineage: Eukaryota; Fungi; Ascomycota; Sordariomycetes; Sordariales; Podosporaceae. Gene Ontology annotation, molecular function: N-acetylglucosaminylphosphatidylinositol deacetylase activity. Gene Ontology annotation, cellular component: endoplasmic reticulum. The record is from RefSeq and is a predicted model, not a curated record. The transcript is spliced from 5 exons.